AUGGACGCUCUUCGUCCCGGGCACACACACCGGAGCAGUAGUGACCGCCUCCUCAACAACUACCUGUACGUCCAUGCUGCCCCACCUCCCCCCCUGACCAACGCCAAGAACGGCCCGCUGACCCAACCUUCUUACAGCGACUCACAGAAGAGCCUCACUACCUCGCUCCUUACACUCCUCUCGCACUCGCAUGCCUCGACCUCGUCCCUCUUGGCCUAUGUCACCUCAUCCCCGGGUGUGCUCCUCCCCGUGAGGAGAGCAGUCCGCCAUGCCGCCUUUGAGGGCCCCCUCUCCCCCUCCAUGCACGAGAGUGCUGCGGGCACCAACGGAUCAGCACUCGCCGACACUGGCACACCUGGCUGGGCUUCAUACGUCAGCAGCCUCGAGGACUUUCGCAAGGACCUAAAGCAGAUUCACCUGCUCGAGGAGGAGAUGAGCCGAGUCAAGCGCGACCGCGAGAUUCUCGUCACACGCCUCAUCAAGACGACAAAGUCGCGCCCCACCAAGUCUGACAUCAAGGACAUGGCCAACUCGCUUUCGGUGCCCCGUGACCGUGAGGGCUCCAUCAUGUCGUCCCAGGCGUCGGUGUAUUCGCACUCGUCGGACGUUUCGGCCACCACCAACAACAAGGAGUCGAAGCGCGCGGGCAAGCUGGCCGAGGCGCAGGCCGAACUGCUCGGCUGUGAGGAGCACCUGCGUUCUCUCGAGGUGCGCAUUGAGAGUGAGCGCAACAAGGUCAUGUACCGUGGCCUCGAGGAGCGUUUCCGCGCAAUGGAGGUCGUCGGCCACAUGUGGCUGGCUCAGUCUCGUCGCGGCCUGGAGGAUCUCGAAAAGCUCCCCGACCUCCCUGCCAACGCCUACGAGUUGGACUCGAACGGCUCGCUUGCACCUUCCCAGUCGGCAUCCCAGGUUGGCUACGAGGACGCCUCGCCCAUAAAGCGUGCCAUCCGCAUGUCAGGCCCCCGGGGGCCAGGCUCCAUCGAGGGCGAUAUCGCCGAGGAGGAGGAGGGAGGCGGCAGUUCCGACGACGAGCCUCAUGGAGCGCUUGUCAUGCACGAGAACCGCCAAGGAGGUCUGGUCAUGCACGAGAACCGUCGGGCAAGUGGUCAGCUCAACGGCUCAGCUACUGGCCCCGCAACUGCGCCGCCACACAAGCCGUCACCUCUGGGCCAGCAGCCAGCUGGUGCCCCCGCGCCAUACCUCCCCACAGCGCCUUACUCGUCCAUCGACCGGAGCGCGAGUGCUGCUCGCCGUGCCACGAGCGAGAUUGGGACCAGGGCCUACAACCCUCCUCAACGGCAGCCUCUCCGCCGCACCGUCUCCAAUGACCACAGCCCACCGCGUCGCGCUGGCUCUGACACGUCCAGUAUCCGCAGCGUGCGCAAGAAGGGCUUCUUUGCGUCGAUUGCCCGCUUCUUCAAGGGCCCAAAGCACAAGCCGAACCCUCAGCGUUCGCGUAGCGGCCGGGACUCCCCAGCUCGCGCCGGUGGAGCAUGGCAGACGAGGACCAACGACAACCUGAAGCGUGGCUCGACGAUUGGCCGCACACGCAUGCGCAGUGACUCGAGCUCGGACGAGGACGACAUGGCAAACCUCGUCCAGGUCUCGAACCGUGGACCGACCGACUUUGGAGGAUGGAGCGCAGCCGACGUUGGCAGGGUGCCAUCCACAUCUGGACGUGCAACUGUGGUACCCCGGGCGACCACCCCCAAGGCCACAGCAGCGGCUGGUGGCGUCACGCGCUCCAACACUGUCAAGAGCACCAAGUCGGUGAACACGGUCAGGUCUUCAGCUACCGACACUGCCAAGACCCGCAAGAAUGGCAGCAUUGCGCGCACAAAGAGCGCCAAGAGCCGUGCCGAUGCUCGCUCGUCCAACAUCAUGUCCAUUGUCGACAUGGCCCCUCCCGCCAUGCCCGACGUUCCCAAGGCGCCCAGCUCGCAGAAUAACCCCCGCAUGGAGCUUGUCACCGCCCCUGGCUCAUCCAUUGUUCCUUCUGGUGGCAAGACCCAGCUUGUUUUGCCCUCGCACGUCAUGACCGGAGCCGUGUCCCGUGUCCGUGACCAGGACGAGCUGCGCCCGCAGGACUCGAUCUCGCGCUCCAACAGCGCACGUACUGCAAAGUCGGAGAGAGUCCCAAAGGCCGACAAGCAGCGUGACCUGCCCGAGCGCCCUCGUUCAGUGUCGCCCCUGCCCCCAUCCAAAAUGCGCUCGCCGCCUCUCAAGUCGGCCCUCCGCCCGACCUCGCCCUCUCCCCCAGGCUCCUCCCUUCCCCCUCCCGUCAUCACCACACUCUUCUCGGUCUCGGCACCCCCUCCCGUCGACAUUCCGUCCGAGUCGGAGCCCGAGCACGAGAUUGAGAGGCAGCCCUCUCCUUCGCCAGCUGCGCGUCCCGCCAUGGCCCAGCGCAACUCGUCAUACAGUGGCACCGGCGACGAGACUAGCCUCUACGAGUCUGCUCGGGAGGAGGGCGGUGCUGCUGUCACUGGCGACGACGACGAGACGUCCGAUGACGAAGCCACCGAGCUUGGCCGCUAUAACGUCGUUGAGAACGAGCGUGUGGCGCGCCGAAACGAAAUCGCCGCUUCUGCCGAGGGACGCGACCUUCCCCCUCUCCCCGGGACGACGUCUCGAACACUACCGCCGUCCGCGCAUCCCCUCAGCCCAUUCUCCCCGAUGUGGCCCAUGCGCCCGCGCCCGUGA
Messenger RNA from Apiotrichum porosum, 2703 nucleotides. RefSeq lists its product as uncharacterized. Gene Ontology annotation, cellular component: plasma membrane; eisosome filament. Gene Ontology annotation, molecular function: lipid binding. The transcript is spliced from 2 exons. Bases 1 to 2703 code for a protein of 900 amino acids. NCBI's taxonomy places the organism in Eukaryota, Fungi, Basidiomycota, Tremellomycetes, Trichosporonales, Trichosporonaceae. Gene Ontology annotation, biological process: endocytosis; negative regulation of protein kinase activity; eisosome assembly. The record is from RefSeq and is a predicted model, not a curated record.